Molecule: messenger RNA, 2001 nt
Organism: Zeugodacus cucurbitae (melon fly)
Lineage: Eukaryota; Metazoa; Arthropoda; Insecta; Diptera; Tephritidae
Product: G-protein coupled receptor Mth2-like
Exons: 7
Coding region: 166-1602 (478 amino acids)
Biological process (GO): G protein-coupled receptor signaling pathway; cell surface receptor signaling pathway
Cellular component (GO): membrane
Molecular function (GO): G protein-coupled receptor activity
Source: RefSeq, a predicted model, not a curated record
AAACGAACAGUUUGUUGGCAGCACUCAGUGUGUAAUGUACACUCUAAAUCGCGUUGAAAAAUAUUAAGAAGGUGAUAUUAUAAAAGUGAAUAUAUUCAGCAACCCGUUCACUUAGACAUUUAGUAGCUUGAUACUAUUCUCCAAAUCUAACAUAACAUUGAAAAAAUGUCAAAUUCGUUGGCAAAUCAAUUAAUAGUGAUCGCUUUGGUGACUCAAAUCAGGAAAGACUUUGUAACUGCCGACAUACCGAAUUGUGCAUUCCAAGACACCGUUAGUCUAGUUAAUAUACGUCCGGAUUCAGAUGGUUCAUAUAAUUUUCAGAGUUUACGCAUACCCCACAACUUGACUGCCGUGUACCGUUACGAAGAGCUCUCCGAUGGCACGCGUGUCUCUGCUCCACCACAUAUCAGGGGCUGUGCGUGUAAGUUGAAACAGUGCAUACAACUCUGUUGCUUAAACAAUGAGAUGCUGGACAGCACGUCAAAAAAGUGUGUCAAUAUGAAUGCCGCUGCAUACCCCCGAAUCAACACUUAUAUGGAUAAUUUCACAGAAAAUAGUAUGAUCGACGUGUUUCAGGAUUUCGUGCCGCAACAGCGUAUGCCUUGUGAGGAAUUCAAAAUUCUAAAUUCCGAACUGGAUAGUGAUUUCAAUAUUCUAUUCGAGAACGGAACUAUAUAUCAUGCUAUGAAAGAAGAAUAUAUACCACACCGUGAUUUUUGUCUAACGCCCUUCUGGUACAACAAUUCAUUGAGCUUGAAUCCCAUCGAAUGUUUUCAGAAAAUCCAACCGACGACUUAUAUGAAUAUGGCACUUUUUACCGCAUCGGUUCCAUUCCUAUUGGCCACAAUUUGGGUGUAUUUAUAUGUGCCACAACUACGCUGUCUCCAUAAUAGCUGUCUCGUCUGCUUCCUGGGCACUUUCGCGCUCGGCAGUUUAAUAUUGUCGUCGGUACUAUGGGUCAAUUACAGUUGGGGGGCUUGUCAAACUAUGGGUAUCUUGUGUUAUUUCUUCAUGAUAUCCGCUUUCUUCUGGUUGAAUGUAACUUGUUUCGAUUUGUGGAUGAGUAUACGUGGCAUCCGAUAUGAGCUCCAACCGAGCAGUCCACGUUUGCGUUUCGUUUAUUAUUCGAUUUAUGUGUGGUCAGCAGCAACGAUUUUUACCGUUAUCGCUAUUACUAUUGAGCAUACGAACAUUAGCGAUGCGUGGAAACCAGGAUUUGGCAAUGGCCAAUGCUUUAUAAAGUCGAGAGACUGGUCAGCAUUGCUUUAUUUCCAAGGUCCAAGCGGUUUGCUAAACUUAUUCAAUGUAUUCUUUUUCAUCAUGAGUGUCAUAAAUGUGUAUCAAAUCCAGGAAGACUCAUAUGAACUCAAGAAAGAAGCCAGUCACCAGUACAAGGUUUCAACAUUUUUGCGUUUGUUCUUGGUAAUGGGCGUUUCAUGGAUUUUGGAAAUUUUUACAUACCUGUUCGCAAAAAAUAAUUCAUUUAUCAUCGUAAUAUUCAAUAUGAUGAAUGCCUCACAAGGCAUAAUAUUGUUUAUUGUUCUUGUGCUGAAGAGGAGGGUACUGAUUUUGCUGAAGAAUCGGUGGACCAAAAGCACUUGAGGAGAUUCAUAGGACGCAAAACAUUACUGCUGCUUUUUUACUGAUUUCUAAAACGAAAUAUAAACAUAACGGCAUCUUUUCGUCGGUUGAUUACUACUCAAGUUCAUAUUGAUUAAGAAUACAUCAAUUCAGUGACGAAAUGUGGCUAAGUUUAGCAAAUAAAAAAACGAAAAUAAUAUAUAACUUCCGAUGGAUCAUUAUUAAACUCAUAAAACUAAUAUUUUCGACUAUAUAGGAAAUAUAUAUUAAAUAUUACAUUUACUCUACGUAUGUAUAAGCGGUACAAGCUGAUAAACUGAUGUUCAAAAAAUACAAAUGUGUGCGAAAAAAGUAAAAAUUAAAUUACUUAUAGCGAGGCCUUUGACUUUUUAAUUAAACAAUUCAAUUUUAUUAUUUUCA